Messenger RNA from Neoarius graeffei (lesser salmon catfish), 2506 nucleotides. It is a transcript of the gene tbl1xr1a, whose product is annotated as TBL1X/Y related 1a. The transcript has 19 exons. Bases 620 to 2161 code for a protein of 513 amino acids. Gene Ontology annotation, biological process: regulation of transcription by RNA polymerase II. NCBI's taxonomy places the organism in Eukaryota, Metazoa, Chordata, Actinopteri, Siluriformes, Ariidae. Gene Ontology annotation, molecular function: transcription corepressor activity; protein binding. Gene Ontology annotation, cellular component: histone deacetylase complex. The record is from RefSeq and is a predicted model, not a curated record.
CGUUGGCUGGUCCUGAACCGUUUGGCUUUCUCUACUAGCAAACAGCCCCACAAAUGCACCUCAUUCGCUCUUAAAUAUGUAUUUUUAAAGCGUUUAACCCGCGUCUACGCCGCUGUAAGCCGAACCGGACGCUUGUUUGGGAAUUUAACUCGCGACUCGCCGCCUCAGUGCGGGUUUAUAACGCUUUAUUGCGGCUCUGUUUUAAAAAAUAGCCGAGGAGGAGGAAAUUCCACACAGGCAGCACAGCACAGAAGGCUCCCCUUGUGUCGCCCGGGAUAUUAAAUACACUGGUUCUCAAAGUGGGAUCUGGGGACCCUCGGGGGUCCAUGAAACAUAGCCAGAAUGUCUUCAAUUUAAAAACAAAAACAGACUGAAGAAACUCUGCACAGGAGGCUGAGGUUAAAAGCCUGACGUCCUGACGAGACCUGAUCACAUGAAGAACUAUCAAGGAGACGACGGGGACGACCUCGAACUUCAGUCCUCAUUUGGCAAGACUACACCCAAAGAAGUGCUGAGACACUCGGACAGGACCCUCCUAAAACGAUUGCGUUGCGGAAAAAUACUUGAUACUGUGGCUUGUAUCUCGUGUGCUGACCUCAUGGUGUAAGCAGGUGUAAAGAUGAGCAUAAGCAGUGAUGAGGUCAACUUUUUGGUGUACAGAUACCUACAGGAGUCAGGGUUUUCCCAUUCAGCCUUCACGUUUGGCAUAGAGAGCCACAUCAGCCAGUCCAACAUCAACGGAGCCCUAGUGCCCCCUGCUGCCCUCAUCUCCAUCAUCCAGAAGGGCCUGCAGUAUGUGGAGGCAGAAGUCAGUAUCAAUGAGGAUGGCACCCUGUUUGAUGGCCGGCCGAUCGAAUCCUUGUCUCUGAUCGAUGCUGUGAUGCCCGAUGUGGUGCAGACACGCCAGCAAGCGUACCGAGACAAACUGGCACAGCAGCAAGCUGCCGCCGCACCUCCAGCCUCCAGCACUAACAUGCAGGGCAAUGCCAAAAAUGGAGAGAACACCGCCAACGGAGAGGAGAAUGGUGCACAUGCCUUACCUAAUAACCAUGCAGACAUGAUGGAGGUAGAUGGAGAUGUGGAGAUUCCUCAGAAUAAAGCUAUGGUGCUGAGGGGACACGAGUCCGAGGUGUUCAUCUGCGCCUGGAACCCCGUCAGCGACCUGCUCGCUUCUGGGUCUGGGGACUCGACGGCUCGCAUAUGGAACCUGAGUGAGAACAGCACCAGCAGCUCGACACAGCUCGUGCUCAGGCACUGUAUACGAGAGGGAGGCCAGGACGUGCCCAGCAACAAAGACGUUACAUCAUUAGACUGGAAUAGUGAGGGUACAUUAUUAGCCACAGGCUCUUAUGAUGGCUUUGCCAGAAUAUGGACAAAAGAUGGUAAUCUUGCCAGCACCCUAGGUCAGCAUAAAGGCCCUAUAUUUGCGUUGAAAUGGAACAAGAAAGGAAAUUUUAUCCUUAGCGCUGGUGUAGAUAAGACAACAAUCAUUUGGGACGCUCAUACAGGAGAGGCCAAGCAGCAGUUUCCUUUCCAUUCAGCACCUGCUCUGGAUGUGGACUGGCAGAGCAACAACACGUUUGCCUCCUGCAGCACGGACAUGUGCAUUCACGUGUGCAAACUGGGCCAGGACCGACCCAUAAAGACAUUCCAAGGACACACAAAUGAAGUAAAUGCAAUCAAAUGGGAUCCAACUGGCAACUUGCUGGCAUCAUGUUCUGAUGACAUGACGCUGAAGAUCUGGAGUAUGAAACAGGACACAUGCGUUCAUGACUUGCAAGCUCACAGCAAAGAAAUUUACACUAUAAAAUGGAGCCCAACUGGCCCUGGCACCAAUAAUCCCAAUGCCAAUCUCAUGCUUGCCAGUGCAUCCUUUGACUCCACUGUUCGGCUAUGGGAUGUAGAUCGAGGCAUCUGCAUCCACACAUUAACCAAACACCAGGAGCCGGUGUACAGUGUCGCCUUUAGCCCUGACGGCCGCCAUUUGGCCAGCGGCUCUUUCGACAAGUGUGUACACAUCUGGAACACGCAGACUGGUGCUUUAGUUCAUAGCUACAGGGGAACAGGGGGCAUUUUUGAAGUGUGUUGGAACGCCGCUGGUGACAAAGUGGGUGCGAGUGCAUCGGAUGGCUCUGUUUGUGUAUUAGAUCUGAGGAAAUAACGCUGCUUGUUGGAAGCCAUGGACCGACUAUGAAUGUGUACAUAGCCAAAAUGACUGUCCCUGCCCCAUGUACUGCUACAAUCCCUAUUGUACCAUGGCCAGCCACUACAGACAGGACGGGGAAAAAAAAAAAACGAGCAUCCUGACGCAGCAGACGAAGCAGAGUGGAAGUGAUUCCAACCAGAGACAUGAAAGGGACUUUUGUAAGUAACAUCGGUGGGGAAACAACACAAAAGAAGAAAGAAGAAAAAAAAGGACUGGUAUAUUUACCAAAAUUUGGAAGAUAUUUUACUAUUUGUUCUUCAAACCAAUCUCAUCAAAAAUAAACAAGCGAAAAGAUUUUAA